GUCAGGCUCACUGGGCCGGUUACCUGGUGUGGCGUAUCCUUCCGCCGGUGACGUGCCGGGGCUAGUUUGCGGAAGAGAAUUGCGUUGCUAGGGGGCGCUGUUACUACUAGACAGCUGAGUGCGAGGCUGGGGACAGUGCGGAGCCGCCGGGCUAUGGUGUAGGACACAAGCCGGUCCAUGGAGAAGCGGAGGAUGGACUGUCCGGCUCUGCCUCCGGGCUGGAAGAAGGAGGAGGUCAUCAGAAAGUCCGGGCUCAGUGCGGGCAAGAGCGAUGUCUACUACUUCAGUCCGAGCGGUAAGAAGUUCAGAAGCAAGCCUCAGUUGGCCAGGUACCUGGGGAAUUCUGUUGACCUCAGCAGUUUUGACUUCAGAACGGGAAAGAUGAUGCCCAGUAAAUUACAGAAGAACAAACAAAGACUAAGAAAUGACACGCUGAACCAGACGAAGAGGCUGUCCGGGCCCUAUGGGAGUUGUAGUUUAGCAGCAGCUGGAGAGUCACAGUCAAAACCCGACUUGAACACGACGUUACCGAUCCGUCAGACCGCGUCCAUCUUCAAGCAGCCGGUCACUAAAAUAACCAACCAUCCCAGCAAUAAAGUCAGGUCAGACCCCCAGCGCGUCAUCGAGCAGCCCCGCCAGCUUUUUUGGGAGAAGAGAUUAGAAGGACUAAGUGCGUCAGAUGUAACGGAACAAGUCAUAAAGUCCAUGGAGCUUCCUAAAGGUUUACAAGGUGUCGGACCUGGAAACAACGAGGAUACCCUUCUGGCCGCCAUUGCCAGUGCCUUGCACACGAGCUCGGCGCCAAUCACAGGACAGCUCUCCGCAGCCGUAGAAAAAAACCCGUCUGUCUGGUUAAACUCAGCACAACCGCUCUGCAAAGCUUUCAUAGUCACAGAUGAAGAAAUCAGAAAACAAGAGGAGAGAGUACAACACGUACGGAAGAAAUUAGAAGAGGCGUUAAUGGCAGACUUAUUGGCACGGGCCGCCGAAACCACAAGUGACACAGAAAUUGCCAUGGAAACAUAAUUUCCUGUUAUUGGUACCAUGACUGUUUAACAAUAAAUGCAAUUCCUGGAUCUGGCCUUACAAUAAUAACGCAUGCACAUUUAUAUAGGACUUUUUUUUUAAUAGCCUGGAUCCAAUACCUUCUUAGACUUCUAUUUUUGAUGUACAUAUCUAUAUUAUUAAGGAACAGAGAAAGAUUUUUAUUUUGUCUUUGAGAUGUCUGACUUUAUAAGUGUAAAGCAAUAUUAAUAUUAAUCAAGCCUUGGUUUUAUGUAUAUCAGGCCCCCGCACAGCCGGAGUCCUGAACAGAUUUUUUAUUAUUAAUAAUAUAAUAAACCCAUGACGUGUCUUUUUUAUUUUUAUUUCUGAUUGGCGUUUAUAGUAAUUAAAAGUUAUUUAAAUCCCUUUUUAUACUACCAAGAAGUGUGUACAUUUAUCUUUUAUUUAAGUAUAAAAAAUAAAAGAAUUUCUAUGCAAUGAUUUUCGCC
Molecule: messenger RNA, 1493 nt
Organism: Hyla sarda
Lineage: Eukaryota; Metazoa; Chordata; Amphibia; Anura; Hylidae
Gene: MBD2
Product: methyl-CpG binding domain protein 2
Exons: 8
Coding region: 178-1026 (282 amino acids)
Molecular function (GO): DNA binding
Source: RefSeq, a predicted model, not a curated record